AUGUUCCGCCGUAUUGUGAAGCGGUGGAAGCGCGCCUUAGGGCGCGCGCCCGAUGCCAAAGCUCUGAUGGAGGACUCGGAGGAAAGUCAACUGGUCGAUGUGGACAGCGACAGCGACAGCUUGGAUGACAGUUCUUGGGGCACGCACGAGGUGGAUCCCGCCGACGCGGACAUCUACCAGGAUGCCUUGUGGGCGCCGAUGUUCUACCGAUUGGAACGUGUUGAGAAGGACAAAGAAUCCACUCCACGUUGUUCGGACUACACCAUGGUGAGUCUUUUCUUGCUUCUGAACGUUGCUCUACAACUGGCAAUCGCUUUUAAGAUCGAUCAAGUGGCCCUAAAUACAUAUGGUGAAAUUGGACAGGCCUUGUUUGGUGGCGCCUGCUGGAGAGCUGGGAGUCGUCCCGAACUCUUCAGCGUGUUAUAUCCACCAGAUGUGGAGAUUAGCGGCUUUGAUUGUGUCUAUCCUCUAUUGACCUUGUCCAUGUUCCCACAGAAGCUCGACCUGGACAAGAAUGGCUACUGGUCCGUAGGCGAAGCGGAGGAGGUCUCCGAUCGGCUGCGGGACUUGGGCAGUGCCAUGGCGUCCAACUUCUCCAGCAAUCUGCUGCGCAUGGCCAAGUAUGAUUUCAAUCACCGGCCUGGCUCCAGGAGUGAUCCCAAGCACUUUCGCCACUUGGACAUGGAUUUUUUUCGACAUUAUCGAGGGAGGAUCAAGAUGUGCCUGCCCACCGAUCCGAAUAUUUGUGGCAAUCUGGCGGCGCAUGGGAAGCUUCGAGACAUGCUGCCAGACGUGGAUGAUGCGGACGAACGAGUCCGGGAGUGCAUCGGGAACUUCGAACACUUUUGCUUGCCUCUCUAUGGCUCGGAUUAUCGCUGGAUUCACUACACCACCUCCAAGCUCUGCGGGGAUCCCUCUUUUGAGCUGCGGGACGGGGUGAAUGUGGUCACCUAUGAUGCAGUGAGCAUUUACAAGGGGGAACCUGAUUCGAUUCUGGGCAGAACCUUCGUGUCCUUUCUGGUUUUGCUGCUCUUCAUUUGGGGCAUGCUGAUGGUCAGUGAGUUUCGAAGCUGCUACAACUUCUUGUUGGUAGUUUGGCACACUCCUUCAACAAGAUCCGGGCUUCGCGUCCAUCGGAAACCAUGGGAAGAUGGUGGUGAAGUCGCUGCCCAGAAGCCACAAGGUCUUUGCGAUGGCUUGCGUCGGAUUUCCCAGGCUUGUGAUAGCCGUGGUGAUCCUGGUUGUUGGGGCCAACUUUCUCACAGCGACCAACAACUUGCAAGACUUGGUCUUGAACAGCACAGAGAUGGAUUCGAGAAGCGCGUGACGGAUCAGUGCUAUAAGCUGAGCAUUCCAGCAGCCACCCAAGGCACCUGGCAGCCCUUGGUCUUGUUGGCGAUUGUUCUGACUGCCACGGCUGGGUGGACGAGCUAUGCCUACUUCAGCCGUCAUGGGCUUGCAGCGAUUGGUGCUGGUAUGGAAUGCCUUUGCCAUUUUGAAGGUGACUGCAGUGCUGCAGGGCUCCUUUGA
Durusdinium trenchii is the source of this 1530-nucleotide messenger RNA. NCBI's taxonomy places the organism in Eukaryota, Dinophyceae, Suessiales, Symbiodiniaceae. The record is from the annotation of a GenBank genome assembly.